This is a messenger RNA of Nasonia vitripennis (jewel wasp), 2929 nucleotides long. RefSeq names its product homeobox protein slou. The record is from RefSeq and is a predicted model, not a curated record. Gene Ontology annotation, biological process: regulation of DNA-templated transcription; central nervous system development; neuron differentiation. Bases 772 to 2187 code for a protein of 471 amino acids. The transcript is spliced from 5 exons. NCBI's taxonomy places the organism in Eukaryota, Metazoa, Arthropoda, Insecta, Hymenoptera, Pteromalidae. Gene Ontology annotation, molecular function: DNA-binding transcription factor activity, RNA polymerase II-specific; DNA binding.
GUUGUGGAUUGAAACUUGAUGAAGUCAUAACAGUUUUGCAAACAUUUUUCAAACAGCGAAUUGAAAUACGUUAAGGUUGCAACAAAGUAAACUCUUGUAUUUGUUGAUUUGAAACGAAGCUGCAAAAAGUUAAUGCGGUUUGUUUGGUAAAAAAAUCGAGACAUGCAGUAGUAAAGGAUUCGAUUCAAUCUCUAGAGAAAAUAAUUACACUAUUUUACAAAUGAAAAUGUCUCAACGGCUUCGCAGCGUAUAAACUUCAAGAUUUAGAAUGACUUGAGCCAACUUCUAUUGGAAUUCUCGACUGCAGAAACGAGAUCCAUCUUAUUCCACCGAAAACUUUUGUAAUUACGUCAUUACGCUGACCUGCACCAGUUCAAAAGCUAAAUUAUUCGGCAAAUUCUUGCGGCGUCAGCGGCUCGAGUGCCAGAUUGCUGGGACGACGAUUACGCGUUUAAUUACGCGUCUUUUGAUCUUGGACCGCACAAUAGAUUAUAAAACCUUUCCGGAUUAAUUCGUAUGCAUACACUUCAUCAAGCGUUAAGUGGCCUAAUUAAGCAUCGCAAAAAUAUUAUCUUUAAAUCCUAAAGGUAUGAAAAAGAAGAACUAUUUACUUUCAGCAUCGAGAAAUAAAAAAAAAUCGUUCAACCAUCAAGACAUUCACCAAGAUCCGUCAGCAACGAAAAUGAUGGUCAACCCCUUCACUGAAUCUAACUGAACACCGCACAUCUCGAAACACAAAAAAAAUCCUCCGAUUCAAUCUCGAAUCGAAGCAUGGACACGGGCGAUCAGUUCCCGUCGGAUCGCAGACCAAUGCAGGUGGAGGAAGACCUGUCGGACCGCAGCGACAGUAACAGUAACGCCUGCAGUGAAAGCAGUAGCAAUAGCAACAGCAGCAGUGUACACUCGGAACCUACGCCGACGAGUUUUCAGCCCUACAAGGUUUCCAUGGACGAAUCGUCGAGUAAGCCUGAAGAGGAAACGGGACACAGUCAGAGAUUCGGUGGGGCAGGCGAUUACAGGGUGCCGCUGACCGACGGCAGCGGAGACGUGCCCAUGGCGCUGGACAAGCCGAAGGAUUAUGCGAUCCGUGGAAAUGAGAUGUACAGCGAAUCCUCGUCGACGCAUCCAUAUAACCGCUCUACUUCUCAAGGACAGCCUCAGCAGAAGGAGGCGAUGCACAGCUUCUGCCGUGAGAUACGGGAGAUGCGCCAGAAAAGUUUGCACGCGGCACUGGAGAGAACGGCUGCGGCAGCGGCCGCCGCCGCUGCAGCUGCUUCUGGCAAAGACUUGGAACUGGUGAAAACGGCUUAUAGACUGCCAGCUCAGAUCAAGGACUUCGGAGGCCUCACGUCCUGCAUCGGAAGUAUCGCCUUGGAUAGGCUGAAGGCUGCUGCGCCGAUCCAUGGCACUGAAUCUACAACGGCUUUGGAACCGGAGGACCUGAAGAGUCUCCAACAACUCCAGUCCAGCCGAAUACCCUCGUCAACCGCUCCAACCCCAGUCGACGCGAGUCUAGCCUUUGAACGUCUGAGGCAUUCCCACCCGCUCUUUCAGAGCACCGAAACAUCUACCGGACAGUUUCCUACUGGACAUCACUCCCAUCAUCAUCAUCACCAUCACCAACAAUCGCAGCAACAGCAUCACGGGCACCAUCACGCGAUCACCCAAAUCACACAGAUGCAUCACGGGGCAUCUGCUACGCAUCAGCACAACCAACAACAACAGGCUAAGUCGUUUACGAUCGAUGCGAUUCUUGGAUUGAGAGGCGGAGCUGUCGGACAGAGGGAUAAGCAUCAGCGACAUCAAUCGUACAGGAAGCAUCAAGGUCAAGAAGGCACAGCAAAGAAUCUAUCAACGAGUUCUUGCUCGAACGGCAGCAACAGCGGCAACAAUCCCGGUGGACCAGGCGGCAAACUCAAGCGCGUGCGCACCAUUUUCACGGCGGAACAGUUGGAGCGUCUUGAGGGUGAAUUCGCCAGACAGCAAUACAUGGUGGGCCCUGAGCGAUUAUACCUUGCACACGCCCUCGGCCUAACGGAAGCCCAGGUGAAGGUCUGGUUCCAGAACCGGCGGAUAAAGUGGCGCAAGCUCAAACACGAGCAGGUCAGCCAGAGGCUACACGAGCUUCACCAGAGUGGGCUUCCCGGUGUCGAACGCGACGACAGUAACGAGACAGCCGAAUGGUGAAGAUCAGCCUCUUCUGAGAAUUUUGUGAUAACAAAUCAGUAUUAAUAAAAACUGUAUUGCGCGUGACGAUGAGACGAGAUUUUCACUGGACUAGAGUGCGAAUAACGGAAGAUGGUUGUGUAAAUCUACUGAACGUCAAUGUGUCAUUAUACUUAAUUUUUUUAUUGAUUAUACUAUGGCAUUUUUGCACCGUAUGCGAGGAUUGUAGUGGUAGCUAAUGUGCUGUAUAAGAAUUUAAUUUAUUGCACAAAAUGUAAAUGAACAACUUCGAUGUAGGAAUAUAACUACACGAUACGAUGUAUAAUGACAAAAACCGAAUUAAUAAAAUGCGAUAAUAGAGAGUGGGUGUUUAAAUGAUUAUUUGAUUGUAAACUAAUUUGUUAUAAGUAUUACGGCUCAUACUAAUUUUUCUCGACUUACGUAAUAUACAUAUAGUUAGAGAAAAUUUAUUGGAUAAAUAUUAAAAUUUUUAUUGUUAAGUUGUUCAUAUAUGAUUUUGUUUAAUAAUAUAUAAUAGUAAAAAGUAUUCAAUAAAAUGUAGAAUUAUCGCAGAUAUUAAAACUCUAUAUGAAUAGUAGUUAUGAUGUAUGACUUAGAAAUGAGUGUGUAUUAGAAUUUGCAUUUCUCUUCGAAAAUAAUGAAAACCAUUAUUUGUUAAAACCAAGUCAUUAAAAAGUGAAACGAAAGAAAAUAAUGUAUCACCCGAUGCGGAAGAAUAAUCAACGUUGCAUUGUAUUUAAAA